AUGUUAGGAAUGACUCUUUUUUUGUUUGUGCUGGGCGUCUCAGCUAUUCCAGCUCCCGAUUAUGGACUGCAGCAGCUGCUCCAGAUCCGACCGGGUCAUCCAGAUCUCUACAGCGAGUCUAUCGGUCAUCCCCCCUUCUCACCAGGUCAUCGCGAUCCCUAUGACCACAAAGUCGACUCGGUUGGAGAUGACAGACAGCCACUUCCCUUUCGAAAUGGAGAUGGUACCACCGUGAUGGGACCGCGAAACAGGGAUCGUGAGCGUCAAAAUCCAGAUUUAAUCCGCCCGCCAAGUACAGACCGAGGCAGCAUUUCCAAUAUGAGAUGGAGCUUCGCCGAUUCUCAUAUUCGGAUUGAGGAGGGCGGAUGGACUCGACAAACUACUAUCCGUGAACUCCCCACAAGCCGUGAACUGGCUGGGGUCAACAUGCGGCUAGAUGAAGGAGUCAUCCGCGAACUACACUGGCACACCGAGGCCGAGUGGGCUUACGUGCUGGCGGGAAAAGUCCGGGUGACUGCGCUCGACACAGAAGGCGGCAGUUUCAUGGAUGAUCUCGAAGCAGGCGAUCUUUGGUAUUUCCCUGCAGGACAUCCUCACUCGCUUCAGGGUCUAGGACCUAACGGCACCGAAUUUCUCUUGAUCUUCGAUGAUGGCCAUUUCUCAGAGGAAUCUACAUUCCUUUUGACGGACUGGAUGGCCCAUACCCCCAAAGCCGUUCUCGCCGAGAACUUCCGUGUCAAGCCCCAGCAGUUCGACAAUAUCCCAACAUCCGAAAAGUACAUUUUCCAAGGAUCAAAGCCAGGCAGCAUUGAGGAAGAAAAACCACGCGGGUUCAAAAAGUCCAAGAUCAACUUUACUCAUCACAUGCAUGCGCAAACUCCCAUUGAGGGUACAGGUGGUCUUGUUCGCAUCACAGAUUCAACCAACUUCCCCAUCUCAAAGACCGUGGCAGCAGCCCACUUGGAAGUGGCGCCUGGCGCUCUACGCGAAAUGCACUGGCACCCCAACGCUGACGAAUGGACAUACUUCAAAAAGGGCCGCGCCCGUGUUACGAUCUUCGCUUCCGAGGGAAAGGCCCGAACAUUCAACUACAUGGCUGGCGAUGUGGGCAUUGUGCCGCGAAACAUGGGACAUUUCGUUGAAAACCUGAGUGACGAUGAACCACUUGAACUUUUGGAGAUUUUCCGCACGGAUAAAUUCCAGGACUUUUCUCUGUUCCAGUGGAUGGGAGAAACCCCUCAGAGGCAAGUUGCGGAGACGAUCUUCGGAGAUGACUCUAAAGCUGCAGAGCAAUUCUCGAAGAAUAUUGAGGGGGCUGAGAAAGAUCCUAUUCGGAAUACCAUCUAG
Penicillium nucicola is the source of this 1347-nucleotide messenger RNA. RefSeq lists its product as uncharacterized. Bases 1 to 1347 code for a protein of 448 amino acids. The transcript is spliced from 3 exons. The record is from RefSeq and is a predicted model, not a curated record. Lineage: Eukaryota; Fungi; Ascomycota; Eurotiomycetes; Eurotiales; Aspergillaceae. Gene Ontology annotation, biological process: oxalate metabolic process.